This is a messenger RNA of Staurois parvus, 1635 nucleotides long. NCBI's taxonomy places the organism in Eukaryota, Metazoa, Chordata, Amphibia, Anura, Ranidae. The record is from the annotation of a GenBank genome assembly.
AUGAAGGAAAAUAAAGAGAACUCGAGCCCUUCGGUGGCGUCUGGCACGUUGGACCCUGCCAAGCCCUGCUGGUAUUGGGACAAGAAGGACUUGGCUCACACCCCUUCUCAGCAGGAAGGCCUUGACCCGGCCACUGAAGCCAGAUACAGAAGAGAAGGAGCUCGGUUUAUCUUCGAUGUUGGAACACGGCUGGGGCUACAUUAUGACACUCUAGCUACUGGAAUUAUAUAUUUUCAUCGAUUCUAUAUGUUUCAUUCCUUUAAACAAUUUGCAAGAUAUGUAACCGGUGCCUGCUGUCUGUUCCUGGCUGGUAAGGUGGAAGAAACACCAAAGAAAUGUAAAGAUAUAAUAAAGACCGCUCGAAGCUUGUUAAAUGAUGUGCAGUUUGGACAGUUUGGGGAUGAUCCAAAGGAAGAAGUGAUGGUUCUAGAAAGGAUCCUUCUACAAACCAUCAAGUUUGACUUACAGGUGGAACAUCCCUAUCAGUUUCUCCUAAAGUAUGCCAAACAGCUGAAAGGAGACAAGAACAAAAUCCAGAAGUUGGUGCAGAUGGCAUGGACGUUUGUUAAUGACAGCCUGUGCACUACGCUGUCCUUGCAAUGGGAGCCGGAGAUCAUUGCUGUAGCAGUCAUGUAUCUUGCUGGAAGAUUGUGUAAAUUUGAGAUACAGGAGUGGACGUCAAAGCCAAUGUAUAGGAGGUGGUGGGAGCAGUUUGUCCAAGAUGUGCCAGUCGAUGUUCUAGAAGACAUCUGUCACCAGAUCCUAGAUUUAUACUCUCAAGGAAAACAGCAGAUGCCGCACCAUGGAGCCCCGCAGCCUUCACCCCAGGUACAGGCACAGAUUGCAGCUGUACAGCCUCAGCUCACGUCACAGAACUCCGACUCUCAAGCAGCUCAGGCAAAGGACCCGCGCAGCAGCAACAAACGACAGCACAGCAAGCUAAGAAACCAUCUCCGCAGUCCAGCCCCACCGAAACAGACCAAACGGCCUCUGCCCACAUCACCCAAAGAAGAAGGAAAAACACAGGAGCAACCAUUAAGUAAAAUGUCUAAAAUUGAGCCUUCUCUCCCACCGUUACCACCUGUCCUUACACCAUCAGAGAGAAAACCUCCUCUGGUGCCUGGAAUCGUGGCAGCAGAGGGAGAUCCCAUCAGUGUUCCAGAAACUGCUGAUUUGACAAAACUUACAAUUCCACCACCUGCUCUUCCUGCUGCUGUUCAUCAGCCACCUCCUAUACCACACCGACCACCACCUCCACCAUCUAGUUACAUCACUGGUAUGUCUACAACCAGCUCCUAUAUGUCUGGGGAAGGGUACCAGAGCCUCCAAUCUAUGAUGAAGACAGAUGGACCAACUUAUGGAACUUUGCCCCCUUCUACAUUCCCACCUCCUAACAUUCCUCCUCCAGCUCCAGGAUACCCACCUCCUCCUGCUUACAACCCCAACUUCCCCCCGCCUAGACUUCCCCCAACUCAUACUGUUCCAAAUCACCCACCGCCAGGAAUUGGUUUACCACCAACAAGCUAUCCACCUCCUACUGUGCCACCCGGAGGCCAGCCUCCAGUCCCUCCUCCUAUUCCACCACCAGGGAUGCCUCCGGUUGCAGGUCUAGGCCGGGCAGCCUGGAUGAGAUAG